This is a messenger RNA of Coccomyxa subellipsoidea C-169, 603 nucleotides long. RefSeq lists its product as hypothetical. Bases 1 to 603 code for a protein of 200 amino acids. The record is from RefSeq and is a predicted model, not a curated record. Lineage: Eukaryota; Viridiplantae; Chlorophyta; Trebouxiophyceae; Coccomyxaceae. The transcript has 4 exons.
AUGCGUCAACUGACCUCUGCUUGCGCAAUCUGCUCUCAGACAGUUCACAGACAGAUCCCUCUGUUCUGUCCAGGUGCACAUGCUCGGCUGGAAGGUGUCAACAAACCAGAAUUGUUGCCGGACACCUUCACAACAGUCAUAGACGUAGCGGGCUUCCUGACUCCUGGCGAGGAGACCCGCAUAAUCAAAGAAGUGGAGUCCCUUGAGAGUGACACAGGGGUGAAGCUGCGGGUGCUUGCCCAGAACUACCCCACAACUCCGGGCCUGGCAGUGCGAGACUACUGGAAGGUGGAUGAGGACACCGUUGUGUUUGUGGCAGACCCAUCUCUGGGCGGCAACAUUCUCAACUUCAACGUUGGCGCCAACAUAGAUCUGCGCAUCCCCCGGGCAAGAUGUAACUUCUGGACGCGGCUGAGCUCAAAGUACGGCACCAAGUACUACUGGCAGGAGCGCGGAGAAGGGAGCGCCAUCGUGAAUGCUGUGAGUGCCAUUGACACCUGUGCGCGCGAGCCUCUGGGAAGGCUCCAAUGCUCAAAGAUCCAGGGGGAGCUGGGUGAAGAGCCCUCUGCCGGGCCUCUUGAGAAGAUGUUCUUGGGCGGGUGA